UCCCACUGCCUCUGACCCACCAUUCGAAAAGCAGACAUGAUGGAAGCGGAUCGCCCAGAGAAGCUUUUCGUUGGGGGCCUCAACCUCAAAACCGACGACAAAGCCCUCAAGGCUGAGUUUGUCAAGUAUGGCCGCAUCAUCAACGUUUUCCUGAUGAAAGACCGAGAAACCAACAAAUCGAGGGGCUUUGCGUUCGUCACCUUCGAAAGCCCUGCAGAUGCCAAGGCCGCAGCCAGAGAUCUGAAUGGCAAGUACCUUGAUGGUAAGGCCAUCAAGGUGGCCCGGGCCAUCAAACCAGCAUUCAAGAGCAGCCGGUGGGGGCCGCCGCCCCCCGGCAGCAGCAGUCGCUCGAGGUUCCCACACGGAACCCGUGGGUGUGGCAGCAGCCCACAGCGACCCCACUCCUGGGGCGGGCCUGAUGAUGGCCACGGCUACGCGGGGUAUUUUGACCAGUGGCCCUACAGGGCCCCGAUGCCCAGGAAGCGUGGGCCACCGCCACAGCGCUGGGCCAGCCCACUCCGCAAGAGGGCCGCGCCGUCGAGCCUGGCUCGCAGCGUUGGCAGUGCAAUGCGCGGGAAGGCCCUAGCUGUGUGGGGGCGAGAUGGCUACUCAAGCGUGCAGCUGCAGCGCUGGGCGGGCCCACCCCGCAAGAGGGCUGCGCCCCCGUCGAGCCUGGCUCGCAUUGGUGGCGGUGGAAUGUCUGGGAAGGCGCCGGCCAUGUGGGGGCGAGAGGGUUACUCAGGCCCACUGCUCCGGGAGCCACUGUCCCGCUGCCGCGACCCCGGGGAUUUUAUCUCCGCGCUCAGAGAGUACAGCCGCCGCUAUUAUAGCCACUCCAGUGUCCGGGACUACUGUCCCUUGAGAGGCUAUGGCAAGCAAAACAGCUACAGGGGUUGCGACCGUGACUACGUGGAUCAUCCCAGCAGAGGCUCCUACCGAGAGCCCCUCGAGAGCUACAGAGGCCCGUGCCGCGCCACCCCUGGGCGGGGGACACCGCCAUCUUACGGAGGAGGAUACCGAGGCCGCUAUAAGGAGUACCUGGGCAGCUCGCCCGACGCCUACGGUGGGGGCCGCAACAGUUCCAGCAACAGUUACGGCCGGAGCGAUAGCUACUCGAGAGGUCGAGAUCGGGUAGGCACACCGGAUCUUGGGCUCCCUCUGCCCAUGGAAAGGAGCAGCCCUCCCCUGCAUGAUUCUUACAGCCGGUCGAGCUGCAGGGUGCCCAGGGGUGGAGGCCGUCAAGGAGGCCGCUUGGAGAGAGGGGAAGGCUGGAGCAGAUACUAA
Mandrillus leucophaeus (drill) is the source of this 1284-nucleotide messenger RNA. It is a transcript of the gene RBMXL3, whose product is annotated as RNA binding motif protein, X-linked-like 3. Gene Ontology annotation, cellular component: spliceosomal complex. The transcript has 2 exons. Gene Ontology annotation, biological process: positive regulation of mRNA splicing, via spliceosome. The coding region runs from base 37 to 1284 and encodes 415 amino acids. The record is from RefSeq and is a predicted model, not a curated record. Gene Ontology annotation, molecular function: RNA binding. Lineage: Eukaryota; Metazoa; Chordata; Mammalia; Primates; Cercopithecidae.